This is a messenger RNA of Drosophila bipectinata, 2352 nucleotides long. It is a transcript of the gene tipE, whose product is annotated as temperature-induced paralytic E. Gene Ontology annotation, biological process: regulation of sodium ion transport. The record is from RefSeq and is a predicted model, not a curated record. Gene Ontology annotation, molecular function: sodium channel regulator activity. Gene Ontology annotation, cellular component: plasma membrane. Lineage: Eukaryota; Metazoa; Arthropoda; Insecta; Diptera; Drosophilidae.
AAAGGACGAACGAAGGAGGAAUUCGGAGGAGCAGGACCAGCGCCACUGCAGCGUGCUGAUGUUGACGAAACACCUCCAUUGGGACGCAUAAAGCAAUUAGCAAAGGUUCAAACCCCCCACUCACACACACACACGUACGCACUGCCAGUGAAAAAGGACGAAAGCUAGAGGGGAAAGGUAACGGUAAAGUGCAGGAUGCGUGGGAUUCCCCUUGGCUCUGUGGAGUAUUUAGCCUAAUCGAGUGAUGCCGAGCACAAAAAUGCAGAAGCCCGCCUCCGUCGCCCCAACCGGAAAUCACUACCACGCCAUUGAGAACGGCCUGCCGCCUUGCAGAUGCCAGCGAUGUGCGAGAUAACGGGACACUGGACUAUCGGGCAUCCAAAGCAACCAAGGAAGGACAGGCAGAAGCUGAAACAGAAUCAGAACCAGGAUCAGGAGCAGAAUCAGAAGCAGAACAAGGAAAAGCAAAAGCUAAAACAAAAGAAAGCAAACGAAACGAGAAAUCGAACUCUCCCUGUGAUAUAACUUGCACCGUAAUCGUAAUCUAGCUCUUAGUUAUCGUUAUCGAUUAAUAAUCGUUAAUCGUUAAUCGCCGCAAUUUUAAGCUAAGUACCGCACUGCUAAAACACCAAAAAAACGAUACAAUACACCGCCCCUCCGCCUUUGGAACACCAUUCGCUGCCGCUCUGCUCCGCCGCCACCGCCGCCAGACCUGCGCCAAACUAUAAUACAAUAUAUAUACUAGAUAUAUAGUCCGACCAACAAAAUCGAGUAAUUAUUUAAAUUAAUUAAAAAUGGGAGACGAACACGAGAAACGAACGGGAAAGGAGAAGCUGCUGUUCUAUACCACCGCCUUCUUCAUCCUGCUGGGGACGUUCAGCAUGUUUGCGUUUCUCUUCCUGGUGCCCUUUGUCAUUGAACCUGCCUUCACGACGAUCUUCAUGCAGUUCGAGGAGGUCCCGGCCCUCUGUGAGACCUACGACACAGAGAUCUACUACGGGGCCAAGAACUGCUCGUGGUCGUCCUGCCGCGAGGGCUGCACCAAGGACAUCUACACGUGCACCCAGAUCCGGGUCAACUAUCGCCUCAAUCUGUACAACUUCACGGAUGAGUUCAACUUCACCGAGUACCACAUCAAUCUGAAGGAAGCGGAACGCGAGCUGCCGCCCGUGAAGCGAACAGACCGGUACGAGAGAGCUCUCCGUAGCGACUACGAGUACGAUAAUCUGGGUGGCGGCAUCGGUGGUGCCGGGAUUGAUAUCGAUCUCGGUGGCGGGCACCUGGAGCAGCUGAACUUCGGGGAUGCCGAUGGGUCCAAUGGCUACCUCAUUGAGGACUCUGAGGACACCAGAGGACUCAGUGCCUCGGGCACUCUCAUUCCGGAUGAGCGACAGCCCUUCGACGAGAUCUCCGAGCUCAACGAAGGCCUCAUGGGCAACCGCUCGAGGUACUACUACGUGGGGGCCAGGCUCUUCCCAAACGUUAAGGGUUGCGGCUACCCGCCCAUGCUCAACUGCACCAUUUGGCUGAAGCGGUACACAAAGAUCGGGAUCAAGUUUCCCUGCUACUACUCCAAGGUUGACCCCAGUCUGGUCAUCAGCGACCUGGACUACUGGCAGAACACCCUCAAUUUGGUCUACUCGAUGGCCAUACCCAUUCCGUCGUUCAUCAUCUCGGUGAUCUACCUGACGUACGCCUACUUUAAGAUCUACAAUGAGGACGAGGAGACGGCGCCACUGGACAAGAACGCCGAGGACAUGGACAUCGACGACAUAGAUGCCGUGGACGACAGCGAUGGUGCCGUGCUGGCGGACAACGUUGCCGGCAGUCAAAUAAUUAACAUGGACUCGACCACCAACGACAGUUGUCUGGACGGUGUCCUGCCCAAUGGUGGUCCUGGGAUGACCGCCUCUAUAUCGCAGGUUGGCUCCGUUACCACGCCGGGCAAUUACAUAGCCCAGAGCCCGGCGGGAUCGCAGAUGACACCAAAUUCCGAGAUGAACUCGUUUGGGCAUCAGUUGAAAGUCCAGAUGGCCGACGAGUUGUCCAGGGAUUCGUUGGAGAAUGGGGUUAUCUCAACGUCGAAUUCAGUUCAAGGAAACUUGAGCAAGACGAUGACGACGAGUAUCUCAACUCCUCCUGGGCCGACAGCGGCAGUCUGAAACGUCAGGCGCAUGGUCUGGAGAAUGUUAGAUUCCGAUUCGGAAAAUGAGCCGCUGUUGGAUACGUAGACCGCCGAGCGGAGAACGGAUCACGGAGCAGGUGGAGCAAUCAAACAAAACCAAAAAAAAAAAACCAACCAGAGACCCCAAGUAUUUCUAUCCAAAACAAUCGUCAACAACAACAACAACA